Durusdinium trenchii is the source of this 1701-nucleotide messenger RNA. The record is from the annotation of a GenBank genome assembly. NCBI's taxonomy places the organism in Eukaryota, Dinophyceae, Suessiales, Symbiodiniaceae.
AUGAGCAAGCAAGAUGUUUGCAAGAGGUUUCCCCGAGGAGAUUCCGAGAUCCUGCAGUGGUCGUGGGUGGAUCUAGCAAUUCGAAGGCAUGGCAGGUUUUUGCGCUUCAUGGCCGAACCGUACUUCAUUCGUUAUGAGAGUGCCGACGAGUUGGCACCUGCCAUGCCGACCAAAGACGCCUGGAUAAAGCUCCGGCGAAGAACCCGCGUUUUCGACGCUUGGGUCGGAAAGGUGAGACGCAUCCGGGCGUUGGGAGCUCCAGAUGAAGAUGCCUUUGGGGACGCAGAGCUCGAGACAUCGCCGGCCGAUCUGCCGAAGCCACGAGCCGACACUGCCAGCACUGCGCUGGCAAGCUCUUCCUCCCUCCCAGCGUCCAGUGGUGUGGCCGAGGAUGUUAUUUGGGAAGGCUUAGCCUUUGCGCAAGACUUGGGCCCUUACCGGUCGUAUGCCUCGUGCGCAGAGGAUGUUCAUUUGAUUUCCAGCUUCCUCGAGCUGACACCAUUGACCCGAGUGGUGCCCUCCGUCGUGAAGCUACUGUUCCGGGUGGUCAGGUUUCUGCGGAUGUGUGACUAUCACGUGGAGGACGUGUGCGUGAUCCUCGCGCACGCCAGCGCCUAUUUCUUGGACUUCUAUGCCCAGCUGGGUGCCCGCGUGGAGGACGGUGAGGAAGUGGGUUAUGUUGUGGGGAGCUUGAUCUUCAUCGCGCACAGUUUCGUCCAAGAUGAGACCUGCCCCCUGAAUGUUUGGCACAAGCACCUCUUUAGGAAGUACUGCAAUGUCAAGACCCUUAACGCUGCCAUCAUGCAACUCAUGAAGCUGCGCGUGGAGCCCCGGCUGCGCUUGACGGAGGAGGAUCUCGCUCGCCGAAUGUCCCGGCUCAGGGAGUCCAUUGCGCGCUUCGAUAACUUGGAAGCGGAAUUCAAUAGGCCACUCCUUGGGAGAAUCGGGGCAGAUGUUGGGGCGUCCUUUGGCGGCCGUGGCCGUACGGCCAAGCCCUCCCAAUGGAGGCGGUUACCUCUGCGGCGACCAGGAUGGAUCGUCCAGGCCGGGCAGAUACUGCAGCUAGACGUCUUCCCCCUGCGGGCGCCCGGUUGGGGUUUGCGACUUCGGACGCUGUGCAUCGCCCCGCCUGCGCCCAGAGGGCUCGACGGGGCGGAAAAGUGUCCCGCUGCGUGUGAGCACAUUCUCACCAUCGAUCCAGCGCGGUUUCAUCCCGGCGACCCGGGAGUUGUGUGGAGAAACCUUCACCCAACAGUGCCAGAGCCUUGGAACGAGCUGGACGUAAGCUUCAGCGCACGCGAAAACCGGCGGACGGGAGGCGCUCAUGCAAUGGAGGCGUGGACGAAGAAUGGCGUCGGCGCAGCAGGUCGGAUCGUCUUCAACGGCAAGGGCCUGCGGCCCGACCUGCAGGAGCUUCAUUCGCCCCAAGAGUGUCGUGCUGGUCUAGAUGUCCUAUUGUCAGCCCGGGAGCGAGGCAGCACGCUGAUGUCGUCAAGCAGACGGCCGGGCUCCCACCAGGUGAUGAAUGCGAGCUUCAUCCCGCCGAUUGAGCAGAGGACGGGCCGCUUGGAGCCUGCCAGCAUGGAGGCCGCGGGCUCCAGAUCCUUAACACGGCGCUUCCAGAAGCUCCGCUUGGAGAACUAUCGGCACGAGAUCAUGGAGUCCAUCCGGAGGGGCGAACCCAACGCCGGGAGGCGUUAG